Lecanosticta acicola is the source of this 2016-nucleotide messenger RNA. Lineage: Eukaryota; Fungi; Ascomycota; Dothideomycetes; Mycosphaerellales; Mycosphaerellaceae. The record is from the annotation of a GenBank genome assembly.
AUGAGCACGCUCACCGAGACCACCCGCGCUUGGGACUUUUCCACUGUAUUCGACUAUAUCAAUGCCGUGUCUCCCAAGGCGGGGCACCAGCCGCCACCAGCCGCGAGAGAUGUCUCAUUCGACGUGCCGAAGCAUGCGCCAACUCAAGCGGUUGACUCAUUCGAUGAAGACGCAGCAAAUAGCUCCACGAGACUCGGCAAUCUCACGAAAGUGUGGCAAUUCUUAGGCGUGCCGAUCCCGCCUCCCGAUGCUGCACCCACCGCCGAGGGCGCGCACGACAUUGUUUCGGCGAAGCACGACUACGCUUCCGACGGUGCCGCCUACACGAGCAAGCACAAUUCGAGCAAGGUUACAUUUCAGUGGUCUUCCGGGACAGAUGAAGAAGAGCCUGUUGCUUCGCCUACUGCUCAGCCUCUGACCAGGACUCAAAAGAAGAGGGCCCGGAGGAAGGCGAACAAGAACACAUCUCAGUCGGAGGAUUCCUUGGUUCAACGCCUAGGCGCUGUGUCGGAAUCUGAAGCUGGUAAAUUGACAAAGAACACACCCGCCCGCAAGGCAUCCGCACAUGUCGUAUUGCCUGCUCCGCAGACAAGCUUGCCUGCACCGGGUGGCUCUGAGGUUGCAGCGGAUGCGAGAGACAACUACAAGAAGGGCAUGUCCGAGACCGACGCACAGUCCAACCAAUACACUGCGGCCGAUUCGAAGAAGCUGCACACCCCAGCUGGCAACUCCCAUAAUCACGCGCCAACCAUCAAUUCGCCGCGUAGCAAGACUACGCCAGCGGGUAACAUUCCCGACGAGGACGCGAUCAAUGCCGUCGCACAAGCUGCCGCGUGCAUUCAACAGGAUUUGCUUCCCCCGUCAGCCCCAAGUACACCAAAGAUGCACAAUAAACAGCCAAACGCGGCCAAGCGCACUCCCGCACAGCAGACGCCGAACAAAGCUCUAUCGCCGACUGCGGCCAAACAGACGCCUCAGUCUUUGGCAUCAAACGGUAUUGCUGCCACACACUUCAUUCCAGCUUCGGUACAGCCUGCGCAGAAUGCAAAGAAUCCGCUUCCACAGCAAUCUGUGCCCACUGGCCCAGCAGCACACGCAGUCGCGCCUGGCAAUAAAGGCAAGGGAACCAAGCCAUUCUACACGAUCGAGCCGAAGACCAUACGCACUGGAGAGGCUCGCAAUUUUGCCCUGUUCAAUAAGAUCAUGAACAACUUUCCAGAAGAUUUCAAACAUUUGGUUUCGCCUGCCAAUAUGACGACCCACAACAAUAACCCUGACGGCAUCCACGUCUUUGUUGAUGCCAGCAACAUCUUCAUUGGAUUCUUGGACGAGCUUAAGCAUUUGCGCGGCAUUCCUGCUAAUACUUACCUCCCACUUCCCCAGCUGUCUUUCGACGGACUAGCACUGUUGAUGGAGAGAAGACGCCCAGUCGCGAAGCGAUGGCUGGCUGGUACGACGCCACAUAUGGCUGCUUUUGACAAAGCAGAAGCUGUUGGCUAUAAGUGCCUCAUCAUGGAAAAGGUUCACAAGGCCAAACAACUUACGCCACGUCAAAUAUACUUCCAAAACCUGGAUGCACGUUCUCACGGAAAGAGACCGAACCGAGCACCUCCAUGCAACAAUGUGCUCGAUGGGUAUCGCUCACCAAGCUCUGCUAACCGCGGUAUCGGCAGCGGCAGUGCCUCGGGAACAGACGCGCCGCAGUACGCACCUCCCGCGAUGGUGGAGCAGGGUGUCGAUGAGCUCUUGCAUCUGCAAAUGGCCACUUCUAUCCUCAGUUCCAAGACGCCUGGCACCAUGGUCUUGGCUACCGGAGACGCCGCCAUUGCCGAGUACAGUAAUGGUUUCAUGUACUAUGCCGAGUUAGCCUUGGAAGCCGGAUGGACCGUUGAGCUUGUGAGUUGGAGCAAGAACAUCGCUUCGGCGUACAAGGACUCGCAAUGGACAAGACAUUGGGGCGAUCGGUUCCGGAUCACCUACUUGGAUCAUUAUGCGGAGGAGUUGCUUGACAUGUGA